UGUUGAGAUACCGCCACAGGACAGAGCCUUCUUUGGAAGGAAAUCUGCUUGAGUUCAAAACUAGGUUCCUUGGAUUAAAUAUUCAGUGGCACUUUCUAUUCCUGCAACGACUGGAUGAUGUGCCAAGCUGUGAACAUCCUAUUGGCUCUGCUGAGUCGCUUCUUGUUUGCAGUACAUGGCAUAUUGACAGUGUGGCGUGUUGUCGACUUGAAGGGCGAGCCCUCCUAUUGGCUGCUGUUGACGGGUGUGGCACUGCUGGGUGUGGAGAUGGCUGUUACCAUUAAAUGCACCCGCAACGCAGAAUGGAAAUGGUUCUCUCCUAUGGUCUUCCUGUAUCUCAGCACUGAGAUUCCCUCUAUCUGGUUCCUGGAGUUGAACCUGCUGCAGACCAAGCUUCCAAUCAACUCUUCAUCACCUGAUCUGCCCCUUCUGUCACACAUCACUAUACCAACAGGCUUGGUGAUGCUGGACCCUGAGUCCUGGGUGGCAGGCCUGGAGCAGACAAUGCUCAUUGUGCUGGUGCUGGGACGGUGGCUGAUGCCUAAAGGGGACAUGUCACGUGAUCAGCUUUCCCAGCUCCUCAUGGUCUAUGUGGGACUAGGCGCGGACGUCCUGGACAUUCUCGACACCUUCAAGCAGUCGGAGGUGAAAGCCAAUUGCGCUGUGAUCGUCGUCGGGCUGAGCCUCUUCUCCUGGGCCUUAAUGCAAUUUCCACUGGUUCUCACUCAGACAAGUGCUCAAAAGCAGAGCAGGGAGACCCAGCUGGAAGACACUGGGCCUGCGUUGAUGUCCUGCUCCUCCCCUUGUUGCUCCAGUGAGGUCUGGAGUCUCCUGCUUACCGUAGGUCUCCAGGACGGCCCAUUCCUGGUUUACCGCCUCUACCUCAUGAUCAAGGAAAACGUUCUGAACCAGAUGAUGAUCUUCUUCACUUGUAAGAACAUCCUCAUCGUCAUGCUGGAACUGUACAGGAUUUGCGUGGUGCAGUUCAAACUGGGCCUGCCAGGUGUUGGAGAAAGGACACCCGACAGCCCUUACAGGCAGUCAGAAAGGGAGAAAGGAGAAAUGCUAGAACCCAGCUGUCAGGGUUAGAUACAUUUGUCAACCCAUGCACAACUUUUUACAUUCUUCAAAACCCAGUUCUACAGUUUCAUUUACAAUGAGGAGGGAAUCUAGAGGCUGUGAGUUAACAUCAGUUUCUGAAUCACUGCCAGGAAGGAAAUGUGAAGUUUCUACAUAUGUUCUGAUGUUCUUAAGUUAUUAACCAUAACGUUCAGUUCCUAUAACUGUGACGUUCACUGUCAAGACUGAAUAAGGCAGUGCAAAAAAAAGAGGAAAUAAUUUUUUUUUUUAAUGAAUUCAUAUUAUUUUACUCUUCUACAUUCAUCUAUUUAUUGGCUUACUUAUUGAUUUUUUAUUAACUGAAAAUUUCAAACAUUUAUAUGCUUGACCUAUGGCAAAACACUGAGGUAAUUUGGUUAAGGCAUGAAUACAGUUGUAGCUCUUAGAGCCAGCAGAUGGCAGUGUUAACAUAUUCUUUAAACUGCCAUGAGAAAGGCAGGCAUGCCAGAACUACCAAUCAAAACCAUUGUAUCAGAUGUGAUUAAGGAUUCAUGCUAGACUGCCCAACAUUACACUUUCACCAUGUUCUUAUAUGUAUAUGUCAAGUCAACAUGUUUGGCUGGAUUGCUCUGAACACAGACAGCCUCAGGUCUUAUGAACAGUUAGAAUGUACUUAGAAUGCAGGAUAUCCUACCUAUUCACUUUCCCAGAAGCCUUUGGAAAGCAUUAUAAUACACUGACAUGCAUAUCAAAAUACAUGCAUAUCAAAAUACAUUGACAAUAAGGAAAGUUACAUAUGGUGUGUGUGUGUGUGUGUGUGUGUGUGUGUGUGCGUGUGUGUGUGCUAUUCCUGUCAAUCAAAUGACUAAAUUUUACUAAAUUUCGUUGUUGUAGUUUAAAAUGAAGAUUAAUUAAGGAUGUAGUUUCAUGGCAUUUA
Molecule: messenger RNA, 1996 nt
Organism: Electrophorus electricus (electric eel)
Lineage: Eukaryota; Metazoa; Chordata; Actinopteri; Gymnotiformes; Gymnotidae
Product: transmembrane protein 26
Source: RefSeq, a predicted model, not a curated record